Messenger RNA from Rhododendron vialii, 3335 nucleotides. RefSeq names its product probable copper-transporting ATPase HMA5. Gene Ontology annotation, molecular function: ATPase-coupled monoatomic cation transmembrane transporter activity; ATP hydrolysis activity; ATP binding. Gene Ontology annotation, cellular component: membrane. Bases 124 to 3102 code for a protein of 992 amino acids. NCBI's taxonomy places the organism in Eukaryota, Viridiplantae, Streptophyta, Magnoliopsida, Ericales, Ericaceae. Gene Ontology annotation, biological process: monoatomic cation transport. The record is from RefSeq and is a predicted model, not a curated record. The transcript is spliced from 6 exons.
GGAUCCGCUUUAUUCUCACCGGAGUAUAUAUGCUACGCCAGGGGAACAAUUACUCCCGGGAAAGCUCCUUUACCUUCCGCAAAUUCCUAGAGAGAGAGAGAGAGAGAGAGAGAGAGAGAGAACAUGGCGGCGAAGUUGAUCUCGCUGGCGUGUAUCAGGGGGGAGAGCAGCAGUACCUCCCACGGAAAUUUAUCGCCGCGGCCGCACUACCCCUCGAUGCCCAAGUACCCCAAGGGGUUCUUGCCUCUGGAGCAGGAGAAGGGCAUGGAGGGACCGGAGUCGAAGGCGCUGUUUUCGGUCGUUGGGAUGACGUGCGCGGCCUGCGCCGGGUCCGUCGAGAAGGCCGUCAAGCGGCUGCCGGGAAUCAGAGAGGCCGUGGUUGAUGUGAUGAAUAACAGGGCUCAGGUCAUGUUUUACCCCAGCUUCGUUGAUACGGAAACAAUUCGAGAGACCAUUGAAGAUGUCGGAUUUCAGGCCACAUUGGUUGAAGAUGAGACAAAUGAGAAAUCCACCUAUGUGUGUCGGAUACAGAUAAAGGGCAUGACUUGUACUUCAUGUUCUACAACUGUUGAAUCUGCUUUGCAAGCAGUACCUGGUGUUCAAAAAGCCCAAGUUGCACUGGCAACCGAAGAAGCAGAAAUCCGGUAUGAUCCGAAGGUUGUCAGCUACAAUCAGCUAAUAGAAGCCGUGCAAGACACUGGGUUUGAAGGGAUUUUGAUAAGUACAGGAGAAGAUAGGAGCACAAUACAUCUAAAAGUUGAAGGAUUAAGGACUAGAACUAAUUCGAUGAGAUUGAUUGAAAAUUCACUUCAAGCACUCCCAGGUGUUCAAGAGGUAGACAUUGACCUAGAGCUCAGUAAAGUUUCCAUUUCUUACAAACCAGAAUUGACAGGUCCUAGAAAUUUUAUCGAAGUCAUCGAGUCAACAGCAUCUGGGCGUUUUAAAGCCACGAUUUUCCCCCAAGGAGGAGGAAGAGAAUCCCAUAGAGAGGAGGAAAUAAAGCAGUACUAUAGAUCCUUUUUGUGGAGCGCGGUGUUUACAAUUCCAGUUUUCUUAACCUCUAUGGUGUUUAUGUAUAUCCCUGGACUCAAGGAUGUUAUGGAUACUAAAGUGGUGAAUAUGCUUACUGUAGGAGAGCUUAUAAGGUGGGUCCUAUCUACCCCUGUUCAGUUCAUUAUUGGCCGGCGAUUCUACACUGGUUCUUACAAAGCACUGCGUCAUGGUUCCGCCAACAUGGAUGUUUUGAUUGCCUUGGGAACAAAUGCGGCCUACUUCUAUUCAGUCUACUCCGUAUUGAGAGCCGCAACUUCGUCAAAUGUCAAGUCCAUGGAUUUCUUUGAGACUAGCGCCAUGCUCAUUUCUUUUAUUUUGCUUGGGAAGUAUUUGGAGGUUUUGGCCAAAGGAAAAACAUCUGAGGCAAUCGCAAAGCUCAUGGACUUGUCCCCUGACGCCGCUAUGCUGUUAACCCUUGAUAGUGAAGGAAAUGUGAUACGUGAAGAAGAAAUCGAUAGUCGGUUGAUACAAAAGAAUGACGUGAUUAAAAUCAUUCCAGGUGCAAAAGUGGCUUCAGAUGGAUAUGUCAUAUGGGGGCAAAGCCAUGUAAAUGAGAGCAUGGUUACAGGAGAAGCACGACCAGUGGCAAAGAGGAAGGGUGAUACAGUCAUUGGAGGCACAGUGAAUGAGAAUGGUGUGUUACAUAUUAAGGCAACUCGGGUUGGAUCAGAGAGUGCACUAGCACAAAUUGUUCGGCUCGUCGAAUCUGCACAGAUGGCUAAAGCUCCAGUGCAGAAAGUUGCUGAUCGCAUUUCCAAAUUUUUUGUGCCUCUGGUUAUAGUUGUAUCUUUUUCCACUUGGCUUGCCUGGUUUUUAGCUGGGAAGUUUCAUGGCUACCCGAAAUCUUGGAUACCUUCCUCCAUGGAUAGCUUCGAGCUUGCGCUGCAGUUUGGCAUCUCUGUUAUGGUCAUUGCAUGUCCAUGUGCUCUAGGCUUGGCCACUCCCACUGCUGUUAUGGUUGGUACUGGUGUUGGUGCUUCCAAAGGUGUCCUAAUUAAAGGGGGUCAAGCACUAGAAAGUGCAUACAAGGUGAACUGCAUUGUCUUCGACAAGACUGGAACUCUCACCAUGGGCAAGCCAGUAGUUGUUAACACAAGGCUCUUAAGAACUAUGGCGCUUCGGGAAUUCUAUGAACUGGUUGCAGCAACUGAGGUGAACAGUCAGCAUCCUUUGGCCAAGGCCAUUGUUGAGUAUGCCAAGAAAUUCCGAGAAGAUGAAGAGAAUCCUUCCUGGCCGGAAGCUCAAGACUUCAACUCCAUAACCGGCCACGGAGUGAAAGCCAUUGUUAGGAACAAGGAAUUGAUUGUAGGAAACAAGAGCUUGAUGUUGGAAGAAAACAUUGUCGUCCCAGUCGAUGCUGAAGAAAUGCUAGCGGAAACUGAAGGUUUGGCUCAAACUGGGAUUCUUGUAGCUAUAGACAGGAAGCUAGUUGGAGUGGUUGCCAUUUCUGAUCCAUUGAAGCCCAGUGCCGCUGAAGUCAUUUCCAUUCUCAAGUGUAUGAAUGUCAGAAGUAUAAUGGUAACCGGUGACAAUUGGGGAACAGCCAAAUCAAUUGCCAAGGAAGUUGGAAUUGACAAUGUAAUUGCAGAAGCCAAGCCCGAGCAUAAAGCAGAGAGAGUAAAGGAAUUACAGGCUUCAGGCUAUAUCGUGGCAAUGGUGGGAGAUGGAAUCAAUGACUCCCCAGCACUUGUAGCUGCAGAUGUUGGAAUGGCAAUUGGUGCCGGGACAGACAUUGCCAUUGAGGCAGCUGACAUUGUUCUUAUGAAAAGCUGCUUAGAGGAUGUGAUAACAGCCAUUGACCUUUCAAGGAAAACCUUUUCGAGGAUACGUCUCAACUACAUUUGGGCUCUGGGUUAUAAUAUCAUUGGCAUCCCGAUUGCUGCUGGAGUCCUUUUUCCAUCCACUAGAUUUCGGUUACCCCCAUGGAUUGCCGGAGCUGCAAUGGCUGCCUCUUCGGUUAGUGUUGUUUGUUGCUCUCUCUUGCUGAAGAAUUACAGAAGACCCAAAGUUCUGGACAACCUUGAGAUAAGAGGAGUAAUCGUUGAGUAAAACAACUAUGAUGGUGUUAAAACUAAGCUGCUUUUUUUUGUAUUUUUGUUUUUUGUAUUUGUAGAAUCUAUUUGAUGUUGAAAGCUUGUUAAUAGAGUGAGGUUGAUUGCCAUGCCAUGUAUGUAUCCCAUACCCUGUUGUAGACUAAAGUCUUGUGUACCUGGUACAAUAUUUAAUUUGCUCCAUUUUAAGUUAAAAUGGUAUAUGAAUCCUUGUAGCUUGAGUAGCUAAAA